Molecule: messenger RNA, 1750 nt
Organism: Venturia canescens
Lineage: Eukaryota; Metazoa; Arthropoda; Insecta; Hymenoptera; Ichneumonidae
Gene: uri
Product: unconventional prefoldin RPB5 interactor
Exons: 5
Coding region: 302-1690 (462 amino acids)
Biological process (GO): negative regulation of phosphatase activity; negative regulation of transcription by RNA polymerase II
Molecular function (GO): chromatin binding; transcription corepressor activity; phosphatase inhibitor activity
Source: RefSeq, a predicted model, not a curated record
CAAAAUGGCGUUCGUUACAAUCACUCGUUUUACCGGCUUGCUACAUCCGUGCCCGUGCCGAAUGGCCGGGACUCCGUGGAUCUUUAAAUUCUUGCAUCUUUAUGCCACCUAUAAAUUUAAUUCAUUUCUUGAUUGUUGAUUCAUUUUUCAAAGUGCGAUUAUUUUUGUAAUCCCGAUGACCAACAGAAAUAAUUCAUUUUUGCAAACCAUGUUUAAGAUAAUAAUUACCCGUUAAGAUUUUAGAGGUUAAGUUGAGUUGUGAGAAAUAAAAAAUAUAGAAAAUCAGUUAUAAAAGGAAACCAUGGAUUAUGAACAACUGCAAAAAUAUCAACAAUCAAUUCUGAAUCAAGCUCUCAAUGAGGGAAUCAGAAGGAACGAUGAACAAACUCAAACGUGGUCAGAGUAUAAAUCUCGUCAUGAAAAAGUAAUUGAGAGUUUAGAAACCUUUUCGAAAGAACUGUCUGUCGAGUGUAUGGUGCCUAUUGGAAAAAGAGCUCUUAUGCGAGGGAAACUUACUCACACAAAUGAGAUUUUGGUGUCCCUCGGCGAAGGAUAUUUUGCAAAGUACAGUGCAGCACAGGCGCUUGCUCUGUGUAGGCGCAGGAUAAAGAAAGCUGAUGAUAUUUUAGGCAGUCUAGAAAAAGAGCACAAACUUUAUGAAAUGCGCCAACAGAUUCCUGAAUGUUUUGAUGCGUUUGCAAGUGAAGGAAGGAAAGAUUUGAUUGAGCAUUGGAACGAAGAACAACUCGAAGAUUGGCGAGUAAAACAUCGACAGAGGGAAAAAGAAUACAGGACAAAACUGGCUGAAUUAAAGAAUGUCGAAAAACAGGAUAUUAAGACUGAGGAAGAUUUGUUUGCAAAGCUCGAUGCCUUAGAACUGCAAGAAGAAUUGGAAGCAGAAUUGCAUAGGCUCGAAGCUGCUUGUCCAGAUUUUUACACUCAAGAUUUAAGCGAAGGUGAGGUUUACGAAGAAUCGGACUAUAGUUCGGAGGAAACCGACGACGAGAGUUCAGGAAAUGAAGAGAGUGAGUCGGAAGCUGCAUCAACAAAAGCGAAAACGGAUUCUCCUUGCGAAGUUGCUGGAGCUAUCCCGAAACCUCCAGAAUUCGUGGACGAUGCGAGCGAAAAGAUAUUUCCCGAAACAUCGGAUUCCAAUGUGAAUAUUUCCGAUUCGCCAAGAACAAUUGGAAGCGUGAAAAAAAGUGUCAUGUUUGGUGAGCCUGAAAUCAAAUAUUUUAAUCAAACGGAACAACUUGCAUCGGCGAAAGAAGUUGAGAAAAAAUCGAUCGACAUUCCGCCCGAGGAAGAAUCGGGCGAGGACGAGGUCGUGAGAAUCGAGUUUAAGCAUUCCGAUCAUCAGCCCCUAAUUCUCGAUUCCGAGAACAACGAAACGAUCGAAAGCCCUCGAGACAUUUACAAAAUGCUUGCGAAGCCGAAACCGAUACUCAAAUAUUCCGAAAAUCCAAACACCCUCGAAAUUGCCAACUCAUCGAUGGUCUCUGACUUAUCAACAACUGAUGAAAGUAUCGAUGACGAAAUCGAUGAAAAUUUAGCCGGUGUUUCCACUUACAACACGGUCGUAAAGGACAUCAAAGAACACGUUUUUGAAAAACCUUCAGCAAAACCUGAUCAAGUACCUGAUCAAAAGAGACCUCUUAGCAAAUUCAAAAUGGAACGAAUGAAAAGAUGAACUCUAUCAAUAUAAAAAAAUUAGCAUAGACAAGUGAUUACAAUCAUUUAUUCCACGAAA